CUGUCUUGGCGCUGCACCCACUUGUGAAAUCAGACUCUUACGACCGAAUUCAAAUACUGAAAUGCUCACCACUAUUUUUAUGUUUUUAUGACAUCACUGUUGAAUUGAUCUUCUUAUCUAAUCCUUAGGGGCAGAUUCAUACAAUUGUACAACUGAGACUGGAAACGAAAUAUUAGGAGGGAAAAUUUAAAGAACGCUUAUUUCUUAAAAUCGCAGAAAUAUAAAUUUAAUUUAAAUAACAUUUUUUUAAAAGAAAAAAGAAAAAAAAAAAAAAAAAAAGGAAAAUGCUCGAACGGUUUUGUGCUACCAUACUCCGACCCAUCUGCUUCUCACUCUCAUUCCCUUGCAGGAUCAGGUAUAUAUCAAAGUGUGCAAGUUGUUUGAUGGAUCAUGAAAAUUUACUUCCAAGUGGCAGGAGCCUUGCCAGUUUUCGACUCUGCAGUGUGUCUGGUUAUACAACCGAGUUACUUGAUAUUCAUGCUGAAGAACCUAAAUUGCAUGUUCUAUUCAUCCCUGGAAAUCCUGGUGUUGCUUCAUUUUACAAGGACUUUGUGGAGUCACUCUAUGAGCUACUUGGAGGAAGUGUAUCUGUGACAGCUAUUGGGCAUGUAUCACAUACAAAAAAGAACUGGGAACAUGGAAGGUUGUUCUCAUUACAGGACCAAAUUGAUCAUAAGAUGGACUUCAUCCAACAUGAGCUAAAAAAUAUUGAUGCUCCUAUUUUACUGGUUGGGCACUCUAUUGGUGCAUAUAUAUCUAUGGAAAUGUUCAGGAGAUCCCCAGACAAGGUUAUCUAUUAUGUUGGACUAUAUCCAUUUUUGGCAUUAAACUCAGAAUCCAGGAAGCAGACUACCAUUGGGAAGAUUUCAGCGUCCCCAAUUCUAUGUGCUGCUCUAAGUUCCAUUGUGGCAUUUUUGGGAUUAUUACCAAGAUGGGCUUCUGGGUUUAUUGUAUCAAAUUCUCUUGGGAAAUCAUGGUCUUCUACUGCAGUUGAAGCUCUUUGCUCCCACCUACUGAAGUACCACACAAUUCGGAAUGUGCUCUAUAUGGCAAUGACAGAGUUCACAAGGCUUUCAGAACCUCUGGAUUGGGUAUUUAUGAGAGAAAAGCGAAGCCAGAUAGCUUUUUUAUUUGGUGUUGAUGAUCACUGGGGACCGUUGCAAAUGCUUGAGGAGAUUUCCAAGCAGGCCCCAGAUGUUGCUCUAUCAAUAGAAAGAGAGGGCCAUUCUCAUGCUUUCUGUUGCACUGAAGCUGGCUCAUUAUGGGUAGCUCAGCAUGUUGCAAACUUGAUCAAGAAUCAAAUAUCAAGUGCAGACUAGAAGGGUCAGACUCCAGUCUUGCUACCCUUUUGUUUUAGUGACUGAGUUUAAUUGGUUCAUGAUGUGGGUCAAGAGGGUGUUGGUUGUUGGUUAGCAUCUGAAAUUAGUCUCAUUUCAUUCUGUUUUUAUUCUGAAAUCAGAUUAUUUUGUUGUCUAGCUGAUAAACAUUGUGAUUUGUUUUGUGAACACAAAUUUCUACGUUUCUUGUUAAUUACCAUUUCACAAUAUCAGUAGCAACCCUGUUUUACUUGAUCUAA
Molecule: messenger RNA, 1576 nt
Organism: Vitis riparia (riverbank grape)
Lineage: Eukaryota; Viridiplantae; Streptophyta; Magnoliopsida; Vitales; Vitaceae
Product: lipid droplet-associated hydrolase
Exons: 13
Coding region: 285-1319 (344 amino acids)
Biological process (GO): lipid storage
Cellular component (GO): lipid droplet
Molecular function (GO): lipase activity
Source: RefSeq, a predicted model, not a curated record